AUGACAGACACUUUGACACAACUCCACAAAACUCGUAUUGAAAUAGGAUCUCUUCGUCAAGUUUUAGAAAUUAUUUCCCUCAGAACAGAGACAGCACCAAUACCUAUGCAAGUCCCAUUGGCUGUUGAUAGUUUUAAUGAGCCAGUGGCAUUAUUUCCUGUUACAGUUGAACCUACGAAAUUGAAUACUUUUUUAGUUCAAUUGAGUGAUGAAUAUUAUCUAGAAAUGACAGCUAAAGAAGUUGAAAGAAGGUUAAAUGAGAAGAUUAAGAAAUUGGAAACAACGGAACAAACAUUACUUGAUAAAAUCAAAAGUACUACAAAUGAAGCAAAGCAUAAUGUCGAGGGAGAUGUUCGUAAUAUUACAGAGUUUAUAACUGAAGAAGAAUACCAACAAAUGCAACAAAAGAAAAGACCAAUCCAAAAAACUAAAGAAGUUGAUUAUCAAAAAGAACGGGAAUACAUCAAUGAACUUGCAUCUUUAGAACGUGAAUUAGAACGUUCUGGUAAAUUAGAGUAUGUAGAAAAAAUUGGAAAUACUGAAGAAAUUGAAGAAAUCCCUGAAAGUGAAUUUAGUGAAAUGCCUGGUGUCAAAGCAACAAUCGUAGAAAGGAAAAAGGACAAGAGACAACCUCCACAAGAAGAAAAGCCUAAGAAUUCUCCAAUUAAAAGUAAUGGUAUUGUCGAACGGAAAAAGGAAAAGAAAAACCUUUCUCAAGACAGCAACCCCCCUAAAAGAGUCUCUUUAUUCAAACAAAGAAUGGGAAAAUAA
Molecule: messenger RNA, 771 nt
Organism: Entamoeba dispar SAW760
Lineage: Eukaryota; Evosea; Mastigamoebida; Endamoebidae
Exons: 1
Coding region: 1-771 (256 amino acids)
Source: RefSeq, a predicted model, not a curated record